UACGCUGGAAGUAAAUUUUUUCACUCUGUUCACAUUUUUUAUGUCAAAAUCGUUGCAAAAUGUGUCGUUCUCGCAAUUUCAAACUAUAGAAAAGGACACUAACUUGCGCCGCUAAUAAUUUUACAUGCGCGCACACACCCCAUCCUCAGUUUUGACAUAAAAACAAAGACAUUUGGUCGCUGAAAAAAGGCUGCGUACCAUUGGCGUGAAGACGGCGCGUAGUAACAAGUCUUGGAUUGGUAAAAAAAAAAACGAAGUCGUCUAUAGAAAGAAAUGGAGAGCCCUUGUGAAUCGGAAAGCUCGCUGGACGGCGGCACAAUGCUGCCACCGAGCCCGGUUUCUCGGGAACAGCUGCAAAAGCGCAUCGAGUCGCUUACCCAACAGAACAAGGUUUUGAAGGCGGAGUUGGACACAUUCAAAACAAAAUGUAAAGUGGUGCAGGAGGAAAAUCGCUGUCUUAAGCAAGCAUCGGUCAUCAUUCAAGCCAAGGCAGAGCAGGAGGAGGAGUAUAUUUCAAACACAUUGCUCAAGAAAAUACAAGCACUGAAAAAAGAAAAGGAAACACUUGCGCAUCACUAUGAACGUGAGGAGGAGUGUCUUACCAAUGACUUGUCACGUAAAUUGGAUCAGUUGCGUCAGGAGAAAUGUAAACUGGAGCAAACGCUCGAACAGGAGCAGGAAUGCUUAGUGAACAAACUGAUGCGCAAGAUUGAGAAACUGCAAGCGGAGACCGACAGCAAGCAAACAAAUUUGGAGCAGCUGCGUCGUGAAAUGGUCGAACUGGAGAACACGCUUGAAACGGAGCAGGAGGCCUUGGUUCUCAAGCUUUGGCGUCGCAUGGAUAAGCUUGAGAACGAGAAGCGCUCGCUGCAAAUUAAACUGGAUCAGCCUGUAUCGGAUCCAACAACGCCACGUGAUAUCACUAAUAACGCCAACGGCGACACUGCCACCAAUCUGAGCGCGCACAUCCAGACGCUGCGUUCAGAGGUGUUACGUCUACGCGCUAAUCUCGCUGCCGCCCAGAAGGAGACCACAAUCAAAAUGCAGCAGUUUGCCCAAGAGGAGAAGUCUAUACGCGAAGAAAAUGCGCGCCUUCAGCGCAAAUUAAAGCAAGAGGUAGAACGCCGCGAGGCUCUAUGCCGCCAUUUGUCCGAGUCUGAAUCAUCGCUGGAAAUGGAUGAGGAACGUUUUUACAAUGAGAAUCUUAUGGGCGGUGGAGGUGGUAGUGCCAGUGCGGCUGCUUGUGCGCAACGUCAGCGCACUAUCAGCAGUCCCGUGUCACAUAGCCCCUCAAGCAGUCGGCCGCUAAGUCCAGGCACAGCAGGCCAAAAUCGGUGCUACGCCUGCGGACAGCUUGUGAAUCGGCGUGCCAGCGAACGCUUCAUAAAGCCAGCACUACCCACACCAAUGCUAGGUUUGAACACUUCCGCACCCAACGUGCUCACCACUGCUGUCAAUCCGCUACUGGCUACGGGAUCUGCUGCCAUAUAUGGAGCCAAUGCAGCUAAUGCUGGUUCUAUUCCCGGUAGUGGGGGUGUCAGUUUUCUAUCGAAUCUGAGCAGCGAACGACUGAAUUUGGGAGCGGCUACUGGUAUGUCACAAGCGGCGGGAAAUGCCACAUUUCUUGCUGGAGGCGGCAGCAGCACUGGCGGAUUGCUGCAGUCAUUGAACAAUCAACCCGGCACGUCCAGCGCUUCGUCAUCGUCAUCCAAUCUAAUGAACAUUAGCUUGAACAAUUCGUCCAGCGGCAACAUUGUUAACAGCAGCAGCAACUCAUCACUCUCGGCAUUUACGCCCACAAAUCAACCCAGCGCCGCAGCCACUGCAUUCAUACAGCCGGCUAGUCCAAUGGAUACGUCUACAUGUAAGGAGUAGAACGGAGCAUUUCUGCUAUACAAGUAAACAUGACAUGACUUUUCUCACACGUACACGUAUACACGCAUGCAAUACACACAAAAACACACAACCAGUUUAAACGAAAGUAAUAGAAAGUCUAAAGUAAGUUCUCUUUUUGGUGCGGCUCAAAGUCGCCUAAUUUAUGGAUAUGAUGUAUGUAUAUGUAUAAGGUUUACUUGAUCAAAAUCUCCUGCGAAAAAAUUAAAAAAAUUUUCAAUUGAUAGCGGAAUUCCUAACACGCGUACGGUAUUUCAAGGGCCCGAAGAAAAAAACUUACUAUAUUUAGCGCUUACGUGUAAGAAGCGUGUUUUUUACUUUACUUUCUCUGUUGCAGUUAAAAGUAACUAUGAAUGUAAAAGGAAACAACAAAUACUUUAACAUUAACAAUAUGAAUUUAAAAAUUGUGAAUUCUAUUCAUGUGAAACCAUUUCCCCACUUUAUCCUCGCAUGUAUGUGGGUCUAAUUAUUUUGGAGUAUGUAAAUUUAUAAGUAUGAGUAUGAUGAUGUAUGUAUUUUUUGGUUAGCCUAACUCAUAAAACUGAAAAAAAAAACUUUACAAACUAUGAA
Molecule: messenger RNA, 2463 nt
Organism: Scaptodrosophila lebanonensis
Lineage: Eukaryota; Metazoa; Arthropoda; Insecta; Diptera; Drosophilidae
Product: coiled-coil domain-containing protein 6
Exons: 5
Coding region: 274-1875 (533 amino acids)
Source: RefSeq, a predicted model, not a curated record